Phyllostomus hastatus (greater spear-nosed bat) is the source of this 3219-nucleotide messenger RNA. It is a transcript of the gene ASB4, whose product is annotated as ankyrin repeat and SOCS box containing 4. Bases 1 to 1281 code for a protein of 426 amino acids. Gene Ontology annotation, biological process: intracellular signal transduction. The transcript has 5 exons. Gene Ontology annotation, molecular function: protein binding. NCBI's taxonomy places the organism in Eukaryota, Metazoa, Chordata, Mammalia, Chiroptera, Phyllostomidae. The record is from RefSeq and is a predicted model, not a curated record.
AUGGACGGCACCGCGGCCCCUGUCACUAAGUCUGCAGCUGCCAAGCUGGUCAAGAGAAAUUUCCUUGAAGCUCUAAAGACAAAUGACUUUGGGAAAUUGAAGACCAUUUUAAUCCAAAGGCAAAUAGAUGUGGAUACAGUUUUUGAAGUUGAAGAUGAGAAUAUGGUUUUGGCGUCUUAUAAACAAGGUUAUUGGUUGCCUAGCUAUAAAUUAAAAUCCUCUUGGGCAACGGGCCUUCAUCUCUCUGUCUUGUUUGGUCAUGUGGAAUGUCUUCUGGUGCUCCUGGACCACAAUGCUACAAUCAACUGCAGGCCCAACGGGAAAACGCCUCUUCAUGUGGCUUGUGAAAUGGCCAACUUGGAUUGUGUUAAGAUCCUUUGUGACCAUGGAGCAAAGCUCAAUUGCUACUCCUUGAGUGGACACACAGCUUUACACUUUUGUACAACUCCAAGCUCCAUUCUUUGUGCCAAGCAAUUGGUUUGGAGAGGGGCAAACGUGAACAUGAAGACCAACAACCAGGAUGAGGAGACACCCUUGCACACAGCUGCCCACUUCGGCCUCUCGGAGCUGGUGGCCUUCUACGUGGAACACGGGGCCGUCGUGGACAGUGUGAACGCCCACAUGGAGACCCCCCUGGCUAUCGCAACCUACUGGGCCCUCCGCUUUAAAGAGCAGGAGUACAGCAGGGAGCACCACCUCAUCUGCCGCAUGCUGCUCGACUACCACGCCGAGGUCAACGCCAGGGACGAGGACUUCAAGUCUCCGCUCCACAAGGCAGCCUGGAACUGUGACCACGUGCUCAUGCACAUGAUGCUGGAGGCCGGGGCCGAAGCCAAUCUCAUGGAUAUCAAUGGCUGUGCGGCCAUCCAGUACGUGCUGAAGGUCACCUCUGUGCGCCCUGCAGCCCAACCUGAGAUCUGCUACCAGCUACUGCUGAACCACGGGGCUGCUCGAAUAUACCCUCCGCAGUUCCAUAAGGUGAUACAGGCUUGCCAUUCUUGUCCCAAAGCCAUCGAAGUGGUAGUCAACGCCUACGAGCACAUCCGGUGGAAUGGGAAGUGGAAAAGGGCUAUCCCUGAUGAUGACCUGGAGAGGUACUGGGAUUUUUAUCACUCUCUCUUCACGGUGUGCAGUAACUCUCCGAGGACUCUCAUGCAUUUAUCGAGAUGCGCCAUUCGAAGAACGUUACACAGCAGAUGUCACAGAGCAAUUCCUUUGCUUUCCCUCCCACUGUCAUUGAAAAAGUACUUGCUUUUAGAGCCAGAGGGAAUCAUUUAUUAAGUCUUACGAGGCAGAGGUUCUCAGUCUCAGAUACUUAAGUGGACUCACCAGAUAGACACAGUUUACAUAAAUAAAAUGGUACUUGGGUUGUUUAUAACAUGUCAGGGAGUUCAAAACACUUCACAAACACUCUAUCAUUAAUCUUAGGGUUUUGUGAUGGGGGGAAAUAAACAAGAAAUAAAGUUGAGGCCUUCUCAAAGACGAGAAUAUAACCAGAAGGUACAGACCUAACAAUAAUAGCUAGCAUGGACAGGUGCUCAGUUACUAGGUGCCUGCUAUAUUUUUGUACAAAUUUUCCUAUAUUAUCUCAUUUGAAAUGGGACCCAGAAUUUCUUACAACCCAUCUCCCUUAUCAUUGAUAAGUUUACAUUACCAUUCAGUUGGCAGAAGAGCAGGCUUUGUGAUUGGCCUCUCAGUCUUGGUGCCUUCCCUGCAUUCCCACUUCUCAGAGAUUACUGCUGCUCAUUUUGCAAACUCCUGUCCCCACACCAAGCUCCUCAACUUAUUCUUAGUGAAGAAAGCAGGUGAGCAUCGUCAAACAAGGAGAUCUUUGAGUCAACUUAGAAAUGGAAGACAAAGACCAGUCCACUUGAUGGUCAAAAAUGGACAUUUCAACACACUCUCAUUGAGCCAGAGACCGGAGGCAAAGACAAGCCCAAAGCAAGGACUCCUGCCCUCCAGGAUCUUACAGUUUAGCAGAGGAUCCGACACACAGGCAGGGAACGGCCGCAUCAGAUGUCAGGGGCAAGAGUACAGGUGCUGACUGAUUCAUAGCGCUUGCCCUUCACAGUCACGUUUCUGACGUGAAGGGUGGUUUUCUUUCAAGCAUGAAGAUAAAGAGUGAAGGGACUGUAUGAAGUAGGGGGCUCUCCUGCUGCUGUGCGUAGGAAUAUAGUCACUUUAAGCUUCUCCGGCCAUCUCGCUGUUGUUUUAUUUUAGUAUGCUUCCCUGUGUAGUGUGAAGGGAAAGGCUUCAGCUGAUUAUAUUGGUCUUUUUAGAUAACACACUGACAUUUCAGAGCAUUUUAGCUGGAAGGUAUGGAGCACUUUGCUAGCAAUGGUUAGUUACAGAAGGCAAAUUAAGAAGACCUUUUGGAAAAUGGUAAUUUUUGAAAAAAUUGCAAAGAUAAGUGUGUUAGACAGGCUUGUUAGUUAGUGGUUUGCAGAAAGAAAAGUACGGUUGAUGAACGCCUGGACCUCAUGGUUUAUGAGGUCAACCUGCUUCCCUGCUUUGCCCUUGUGCCUCACUUAGUGUUGCUUUUUAAAUGUCAGGGCAGAUGCCAUUCAGCACAAACAAAUCAAUUUGCCAGCUGUGAGCAGGUUUCUUUUACUUGUGUAGUUCUCCAUCUUAUUUAACUUUACAUGCUUGAGUUUUGGGUAGAGAUGAUGUUGAGUACUCCACUUAGAACGUGCUUCUAAACUGGGAUUCUCCUACUCCAGGUGCCAUGUAGAAGAAAUCAUAGGUGGAUACAAUAAUCUUGCUGAAAUACCAGUUUUACUCAAAUAUUAGGGGAGAAAUAUGUUGUACUUAAACAAGACCUAUAUGAUGGAAUAGAAUGCUAAAUCUGUAUGAACUUUACAUAAAACACGAUCGUUCAGAGAACAGUUUGCUUGCAUCAAGUCCUUAGAACCCAGCAUGGAAUGCUGGGUGGAGGUUCCUGCUGCCCUCCCCCUCAGGAAUGCCCUGGCAGGCAAGUCUGUGCUGCGCCGACUGAGGCAAUAGAACUGAUGCUGCGGACAAAGACCGACAGACGACCCUCCUUCCAUGGGAAAUAACGCUCCUCAGUUUGCUUGCUUGCACUUAAACCUUCUGUGUUAACCUAGGCUAUGAUACGUGACUCCUUGUUUCCCAUUGUUUAUUCAUGUAUUCAAAGUUAUUUUUCCUCAUCUUUGGACUUUUAUUUAGAGGACUUAAAUAAAGCUCUCCUGUUUCUUUUCA